AUGCCAACGUCAACACCCCCAUGCCGACCCUCGCAUCCCACCGUAUCUAUGAGCAAAAAGGCACCAGCAGGUGAUGAGUGCACCAAGGCGGACGAAUGGGCGCACAGGCGAGCACCAGCCGGCUCGUAUCGUUCACGCAUUAGCUGGCGGUCAGUGCUGGCAUUCGAUAUGAGCGACAAGCAGAUCACACACGACUAUAUCCUGAUGUCCCUCCUGCUCUCGUACAUCAUGGCUCCCACCCCCGCAAAACGUACUCAUGAUUUAAUCAAUGAAGCCCUUCAACACAUAGGUCCGAGAAGUACAAAGAAAACACGGCUUCAGCGAAUAACCAACAACGACGCACUCAAAGCGAUACGAAUGAUGGAAGAUUUGGGGAAGGUUAUACCAUGGCUGAUCGAUCCUUAUAGGCAUCCCCGCCAGCUCAUAGUUAUUGGCUCUGACCUAGCACAUGCAGAGAAUAGGCUGGAGAUUACCACAGGUAGAGCCACACUACCCAUCGAUGUUGUCAAGGAAAAUGAGCAGCUGAAAUCAGCCUGGAAUUGGGCGGGUGAGAUCGACUAUGGUAAGGUAGACCUCUAUAUCGAGAGGAUGACAGUCGAGCCUCUGAGAAUAGACAUCGGCGUCUGA
Molecule: messenger RNA, 627 nt
Organism: Pleurotus ostreatus (oyster mushroom)
Lineage: Eukaryota; Fungi; Basidiomycota; Agaricomycetes; Agaricales; Pleurotaceae
Exons: 5
Coding region: 1-627 (208 amino acids)
Source: RefSeq, a predicted model, not a curated record